AUGCCGCCGCGACUGCAGCUGCUCAGGCGAGCGGCUGUCUCGAUCCCCAGCCAGCAAACCUAUCAGCCUCUCGCGCCCUUCCUAUAUCCGUUCCUGAGCCAGCAGCGCUCCGCUUCGAUUCUCUCCUCCCUCUCCGAUACCAAAGGCGCGUACAAUAAGAGGAUCAGACGAGGGCGUGGUCCAGCAAGCGGCAAAGGAAAGACAUCUGGACGUGGUCACAAGGGUCAAAAGCAGCAUGGCAAAGUCCCCGCAGGUUUCAAUGGUGGUCAGACGCCAGACUGGGUGGUUGCUGGCAACAGAGGGUUUGACAACCACUUCUCUAUUGACAUGAGCAAGGUCAACUUGAACCGCAUACAACUGUGGAUAAACCAAGGGCGCCUGGACCCAAGUCAGCCCAUCACGAUGAAGGAGUUGAACAAAUCGCAUUGCGUGCACGGUGUGAAAGACGGCAUCAAGCUGCUCGCACGUGGCAAGGAGGAAUUGACCACACCCAUCAACAUCGUUGUAUCGCGAGCCAGCGCCGAAGCUAUCAACACUGUCGAGAAGCUCGGUGGAACCGUCACAACCCGCUACUACACCGACUUCGCCAUCAGGAAGAUCAUGAGGGGGGAGAUGGACCCUAUUCACAGCUUGCAAUCACGCAUCUCUAUGUCUCCGAGUACGGCUGAGGGUGCAGAGCAGGCGGCGGAUGCAAUGGAGAUGGAGAGGCAGAGAUACCGAUUCAGGCUUCCAGAUCCGACCAAGAGAAAGGACCUCGAAUACUACCGAGACUCAGCGCACCGAGGUUACUUGAGUCAUUUGGUGGAGGAAGGCCACGGCCCAAGUUUGUUCUUCAAGACGCCUGGCGCUGGUAAGAGGGACAGCAAGAAGGCUACCGGAAAGGCCAAGAGCCAACAGCAGCCGACGAACAGGAUCUGGUAG
Messenger RNA from Zasmidium cellare ATCC 36951, 921 nucleotides. RefSeq lists its product as uncharacterized. Lineage: Eukaryota; Fungi; Ascomycota; Dothideomycetes; Mycosphaerellales; Mycosphaerellaceae. The record is from RefSeq and is a predicted model, not a curated record. The transcript is spliced from 2 exons. Gene Ontology annotation, molecular function: structural constituent of ribosome. Gene Ontology annotation, biological process: translation. Gene Ontology annotation, cellular component: mitochondrial large ribosomal subunit. Bases 1 to 921 code for a protein of 306 amino acids.